GCUAAAAGUGCUUUGGCUAGAACACCUGCUCGCCAGAACGAGACCCUCUUCAGUCCUGCCAGCUAUUCACCAAUUGGUACACCUCGAACGCACACAGCGGCACCCGGUUCUGGUAAAAUUGUUUACACUUUCGGUAAUCCAUCACUUAUAACCAACGCUCAAUGGUCAUUUACAACACCGCAGCCAAGAAUUACUGUUAAGCAGCUGCUACAGCAUGAAGGAAAUUGUUUGGGACCCGGCACCAAAGCCAAAUAUAUGUUUGAUAAUCUCUAUGAGAAGGCCGAAAUAGCUGGAGAUCGUAUUUUUGAAAUUGGUAAAGCAUUGUGCAAGAAGGUAUUCGGUGAGGAGAAUGAUAAUUACGAAUUGUGGCAGGUGGAUAUGCAUUCUCAAGAUGUUAUCAAAACAAUUGGUAUUGUACACAGUGAUUAUGAUGGCCCCUUGGAUCCCUCAUCCACCAUAUUAGUCGGUUCCAACGAGGACAGUUGUCACACGGUACGUUUGAAUUUCUCCAAAACCAAAUCGGUGGGUAUUUUCCCUGGUCAAGUUAUCAUGGUAUCGGGUAUGAAUCCCAAAGGUGAUGUCUUUAUGGUUGAGGAAGUAAUAACCGAACAAAAUCUACAACCACCAAAACCCCCACAAAUUGCUGACCGUUUAAGUUUUGUCAUUGCCGCUGGUCCCUUCACCAAUGAUGAUGACUUGGUAUAUGAUCCAUUACAAGAUUUGGUUAUGUAUUUGAAAGAGAAUCGUCCAAAUGUGUUAAUACUUUGCGGUCCAUUUAUGGAAGCCGAUCAUAAAGUCAUUAGUGAUAAUGUAACCCUGGCCGAAACCUUUGAGGCAUUCUUUGAAAAAAUGAUAACCGGUAUUGUUGAGGCAAUUGGUCAGGAGACAACGAUACUGGUGGUUGCAUCACAUCGUGAUGCACAUGCUGAUUGUGUCUACCCAACAAUGGCCAUACAAAUGAAAAAGACCUUUCCAAAUGUCCAUAUGUUACCCGAUCCUUCGAUGGUGGAUUUAAAUGGUCUGGUUAUUGGUGUGACUUCUACGGAUAUUGUAGAUCAUAUUUUGGCAGAGGAAUUGGCGGUAAAUGCUGGUGAUAAAGUCAAACGUGUCGUCAACUAUUUGCUACAUCAGAAAUCGUUCUACCCCUUGAAUCACCCCAAAGAAGAUCAAAUGUGCUUGGACAGUGAUUUGGCCAAUAAAUAUGCACGAAUUGAUAAAAUUCCAAAUAUCUUAAUCUUGCCCAGUACUCAAAAGUGUUUCCUAAGGGUUGUCAAUGGAUGUUUGGCCAUAAAUCCCGGACGUUUGGCAGAUAGCAGUGGUGGUACAUUUGCCCGAUUCAUUAUCAAUCCCCCAGCACCCAAGGAAGAAGCCAAUCUCUUUAAUUAUGUUGGAUGUCAAGUGCGUAAAGUUUAAUGUGGA
Messenger RNA from Musca vetustissima, 1419 nucleotides. RefSeq names its product DNA polymerase alpha subunit B-like. Gene Ontology annotation, molecular function: DNA binding. The transcript has 5 exons. The annotation marks the transcript as partial. Gene Ontology annotation, biological process: DNA replication initiation; DNA replication. Lineage: Eukaryota; Metazoa; Arthropoda; Insecta; Diptera; Muscidae. Gene Ontology annotation, cellular component: alpha DNA polymerase:primase complex. The record is from RefSeq and is a predicted model, not a curated record.